Molecule: messenger RNA, 513 nt
Organism: Paramuricea clavata
Lineage: Eukaryota; Metazoa; Cnidaria; Anthozoa; Malacalcyonacea; Plexauridae
Source: the annotation of a GenBank genome assembly
AUGUCAACGAAAGCUGAUAGCUUAGUAAGCGAACUAAGCGACAUGGAUUUAGAUCUGGAGUUAACGCCGCUGGGAAAUGAUGAUAUUAGCGUUCGUGUAAAUAGACGGUUCAAAAAACAAACAGACAAAGGACGGGCAUAUCAAAUCGAGAGGAAGAAAGAACAUUGUAAAUCCAUACAGAAGCGAAUAACCAAAAUAAUGAAGACGAUAGAAGGCUCCAUAACCGAGUGGGACAACGUGCACGAAGUUCAAAACGAUUUAGAAGUAUUCAGUCAACAACUGGUUGAAUUUCAAGCAGCUUAUGAAGCGUGGCGUGGUUUAUUAUCGGGACAAGAGCUCGUUCCGGUAACUGAUUGGUAUGACGAACAUUUUCGAAUAAUGAAUAAUUGUAAAGUCAAAAUAGUCGAUUGGAUUGCCGUGGCUAAAUACAAAAUAGAAGAACAAAUGGAUGACAAGUCAAGCGCCUUGAAGUCCUCAAUCGAGUCUCGUCGAUCGGCCGGUUCAAGACAUUAG